AUGGUGCUUACCCACAACGACCUUGCUUUGGUCUUCACGCUCGCCAAGACCAAGCGACAACGCCGUUUUGUGGCUGCACUGGCUUUAUCUCUGGUUGUCGAACGCCCGCUCAUACCUGACAUUCGAUUUAACAUCGACUUGAUGUCCGACGCGAAUGCUGUGCUCGAGUUUCGUUUUGACGUUGGCGGUGUGCAGAGGGUGGCCUUCCUCUUGGGUCUCCCAGCAGUGGUCAUAACUCCUAAUCGAAAUCGUGUGGUACGCGACGAAGCUAUGUGCAUUGUGCUGUCACGUUUGGCGUUUCCCACACGUUUCUUCGACAUGUCCAAAACCCGUUGGAACAAGUUACUGUACUUCAACUACAAGCUCGUGAGCCGUAACAUCGAUGACUACUGUGCUGCAAUCGCCCGCAAGGGCUCACCAUCACAGAACGUGUUUGGAUUCAUUGAUGGAACCAAAGUCCAAGUUUGCCGGAUUUCAGCGACCAUGGACGGAAACAACAUGCAGAAGGAAGUGUACAGUGGCCACAAACGCGUGCACUGUCUGAACUAUCAAGCCGUCACUGCACCGGACGGGAUUUGUGUUCACUUCUUUGGGCCGGCCGAAGGAAGACGCCACGACACCACGAUGCUACGGUACAGUGGCUUGUUGGAUUACCUCGAGGCGCACUCUGGUUUGUUUUGGCGCAAGUGUAUUUAUGGCGACCCCGCGUAUGGCGUGUUCAAGUUUUUGCUUUCUGGUUACAAGGGCAACGGAUUGAGCAACGCUCAAAGGGACUUCAACAAGUGGAUGAGUCGUGUGCGCCAAUCAGUGGAGUGGAACUUCAAGGUUAUGAAGACACUUUGGGCGUUUAUUACGUUCAAAGGGUUGUCGAAGAUACGUUUAUCCCCAGUGGCCAAAGUCGUGUGUGUGGCCAUGCUAUUGACAAAUUGUCAUUGUUGCUACUUUGGAGGAAAUCAAAUCAGCAAAUUCUUCAAGUUGGAUCCACCAAGCUUGGAGUCAUAUUUGGACACCUUAGACAUAAUUGACGUUUAA
Molecule: messenger RNA, 1032 nt
Organism: Aphanomyces astaci
Lineage: Eukaryota; Oomycota; Saprolegniomycetes; Saprolegniales; Verrucalvaceae
Exons: 2
Coding region: 1-1032 (343 amino acids)
Source: RefSeq, a predicted model, not a curated record